CUCGGUGCGGAGCUCUGAGAGGGAGCAGAGGAGCAGGCUGUACCGGGCAUCAUGACGCUGGAUUCCGGACAUAAUGAGCGCCUUCAGUAAGUGCAGCGAUGGGUGAGGAGGAAGGGGGAGGAAACAGUGAGCGGUGCCUCCAGCAUGGCGUCACCUCUGCGCGCUUUCACCCGGACAGGGGACACUGUUGGAGAAGAAGAAGAAGUGACUCGCCACCGGCACCGGAACAACUCACUCCAUCAUCAUCUCCAGUCCGAGAAGUAGCAGCAUGGAGAAGUCGAGCAGGAAGCAGCAGGAGCGCAAAGAGAAGAAACCCGGCGGCGGGAAGCUGUUCAAGAGGAAGUCCCUGAAGUCUGUGGGCAGCUUUAUGAGCAGAAUCAUCAAAACUUUGGGCACGCUGACGCGCUUUGGGGACGCGCAGCAGGGCGCGGAGGAGGACGACGGAGGGUUUGGAGAUGGAGCUCCGUGCGUCCUGAGCUCCACGGGCAUCAAGGAGGAGAUGCAUGUGAGCUGGGACCGAAACGUGAAGCCCUGCAGCAGCGAGUCCUGGUCCCUGAACACCGGCAGGGAGAAGCUGCGGCACCAGUACGCGGACAGAGUGCCCGGGUUGGAUGAUUACACACAAUACAGACCGGCCAGUGGUCAUUAUGUCCCAGAGAGCAAUAAAAAACAUGGCAUUUCCCACAACCUCAAUUAUCUCACCGAGACAAUUGCCACCUUCAAAAGGCUGGAGACCAUUGUGUCCAAGUACGGCUCACAGUUUCGUGGAAAUUCCCAACACGACGCGCUGGAGUUCCUGCUGUGGCUUCUGGACCGCGUGCACGAAGACGUCAACUUGGCCGCCCACAACAACAACAACAAGAGCAAAGCUCCCGGAAAGGGUCUCUGUGGAGCAGAGGAAGUUCUGUCUGAGUCCGGACUCCAGCACAGCUUCGUCAAGGAACAUUUCCAGGCCCAGUACAAGUCUUCUCUGACGUGUCCUCACUGCAUGAAGCAGAGCAACACCUUUGACCCGUUCCUCUGCAUCUCUCUGCCCAUCCCUCUGCGCCAGACCAGGUGGCUGUGUGUGGUUCUGGUGUUCAGCACUAAAGGCCAGCGGUACCUGAGGGUCGGACUCGCUGUGCCUCUGUUCGGCUCCGUGGCCACCCUGAGGAGGAUGGUGGCUGACGAGGGACAAAUCUCCCCAGACCAGGUGAUCCUGACGGAGGUUUACUCCACGGGUUUCCAUCGCUCCUUCUUCGACGAGGAGGAUCUGACGAGCAUCGCUGAGAACGACGUGGUCUACGCCUUCCAGGCUCCGCCCCUUUACAUCAGAGGAGGCUCUGCACGCAUCUCAGGGUACCACCACAGCCUCCCCUCCUCUCCUUACUCCUCGGGUCCUGAGAGUCAGAGGUUACCUUCCUCUGGGACUUUAUCCUCAGAGUUCCUGAACCACGGGGUCCCAGUGAAGAUCCUGCUGCUGGUCUGCAACGCUGCUGGGACGGGACAGCAAGCCGUCAGGUUUGGACCCCCGUUCCUGAUGAGGGAGGAUCGGUCUGUUUCCUGGGAGCAGCUGCAGCAGAGCAUCCUCAGCAAACUGUAUUACCUGAUGAUCAACGGGGUGCAGGCUCAGAACAUCAGAGUGAUGUUCAACGUCCGUGUGGUGGGGGGCUCGGUGUUUCACAGCUACCUGUCCCCUCAGGACGGACGGCCGCUGCACCACCCUGUUGUGGACAGAGCUCUGAAGCUCUGCGGCUCAGGAGGACCUCCUCAUGUGAAGCUGAUCAUCGAGUGGGAGCACCGCAUCAAAGACUGUGUGUUUGGGAACAUCCAGGAGGAGGUGGUGCAGCAGUCAGAGAGUGGGAGGAGUCAGCAGAAUGUCCAUCAGUUCAGCUGCAGCCUGGACGAGUGUUUCCAGCUCUACACCAAGGAGGAGCAGUUGGCCCCCGAUGAUGCCUGGAAGUGUCCCCACUGUCAGCAGCUGCAGCAGGGCACGGUGAAGAUGAAUCUGUGGACGCUGCCGGACAUCCUCAUCCUCCACCUGAAGCGCUUCAGACAGGUGGGCGACCGGAGGAACAAACUCACCACCUUCGUUCAAUUCCCCCUGACCGGCCUGGACAUGACGCCACACAUGGUGACCCGAAACCACAACAACCACCACCAGUCAAACCCAAACCACCAGUCAAACCCAAACCACCAGUCAAACCCAAACCACCAGUCAAACACAAACCACCAAUCAAACCCAAACCACCAGUCAAACCCAAACCACCAGUCAAACACAAACCACCAGUCAAACACAAACCACCAGUCAAACCCAAACCACCAGUCAAACCCAAACCACCAGUCAAACCCAAACCACCAGUCAAACACAAACCACCAGUCAAACACAAACCACCAGUCGAACACAAAACACCAGUCGAACCAGCACCAGCAGCAGGGAUUGAAACCGUCCCGCCGAUCUGACCCAACUCCACCUGACUUCCUGUACGAUCUGUACGCCGUGUGCAACCACCACGGAGGAAUGCACGGCGGACACUACACAGCUUUCUGCAGGAACUCAGUGGACGGCCAGUGGUACAGUUAUGAUGACAGCAGUGCGGAGGCGGUGCCGGAGGCGGAGGUCUGCACACGUGGAGCCUAUAUCCUCUUCUACCAGAGGAGACACACCAUACCCUCGUGGUCCGCCAGCUCCUCCGUCACUGGUUCCACCAGUUCCUCCACGUCUGACCACUGGUUGGUUCGGCUGGCGGAGGGGGGCAGUAAACGGGGCAGUGUUGGGUCAGGAGGACCCCCCCCUGGAGCUCGGGAGACCAAACAGGCCCCAGAGUCUCCGGAGCUACCAGUGUUUCGAGAAGAACCGCCAAAAACAGAGGAAACAAGUGGGUUUGAAGCCCAGCCGUUGGUCCGUGGGACUCCAGGCCGCAGCGUCAGCAUGAGAUCACCCACCAAACCCAAGGAGCCUCUGAGCAAAGUGCUGCCUCUGCGCUGGGCUUCUUUCAGCUCCAAGGAUCGCAUCAGACCCCCGGAAACGGCCAAGUCUGGAGAGCUGGUGGAGUAUCUGGAGUCUGGGCGGCGGCCCCGCUGCACCAAAGACCCCAUCGUAGCUCUGGUGGCGACCCCAACGCUGAAGAAGGCAAGAGGAGCGGACUGCAGCUCAACUAUCAACAGCAGUUUGAGUUUCUCAGAAAGACAAGGGUCCGAUUCUCCUAAAGCCCCGGAGGGACAAAGCAGAACUCGGGACGAUGCUAUUCUAAAGCAAAAGUCAUCGAAAAGACUAAGACAGGAGCACAGUAGGACCCUGGAUCUAAAGAGAGAGGAUCAAAUCAGCCACAGUGCGCCCCCCAGCAGAGACUCCACGCUCAGAAGGACUACGGUGGCCUGCAGAGCUCAAAAAGACUUCCCUCAGAGUCAACCUGAGGACAGAAGGGACGGCCGGAGCCACGAGAGCCUCCUGUCCUUCUUCAAACCCGGAUUCAUGAAGAAAGACGUCCCCGUGUCACCACUUAGAGGCCGACUGAACGGACACCUGGGGAAGCUGGCGAGCGGUAACUUAUCCAAACUGUCCCUCUCCAACGGGACGCUGGUGCCCGAGGAGAGGAAGGCUAACGGAGCGGCGCGUCAUCAUCAGUGUAAAGUAGGGAAUGGGAAGGCUGGGCAUCUGGACCCGGUGGACAUUCAGCGCGCUCACAGCUCCGGCAACAUCCAGAGCAGAAUGGAUUUGACUUUCCACAGGUGUGCUUCCCUGCAGAGGAACGGAGACAUCGUGGCAGCUCCGUCCCACAGAGUCCUGCUGACGGAUAAACCCGGGUACGCCACUCUGCAGCGGACUCCACUCAGCACCUCCUCCCUGGUGCCUCUGUGACCGCCUGAGAGCCGGACUCCUUCCUGUUCCUGGAAACACUUCUCCUCCUAUAGUACUGUUAUAAGUUCUUGCCUGUGUGUGUCUUAAACUAAAUCUAUGCAGUGUUGAAUUUACUGAGGAGAAAAACUGCUGUAAUGUGAUUUAUUUAGCCCUUUUUUUGGUUUUACAAAGCAGUCUUCUGGUUUCAUUUUGAGUUUAUCUGAGUGUGGAUUUGGUGAAUUAGUAUUUUUUGGCGCAUUACCCUGUGUGUCACACGGGCUAAAACAUGUAUAAUUGUGAAAAGCUACUAACGCCUGCACUGUAAAUCUGCUGCUAAAGCCACACACAUCAUUGCUUUGUCAUUUUCAUCUUACAUCACCAAUGCACUUCCUUUCAUUCAAUAUUCUGCUACCUUAACGAAGCUUAAGGAACAAUAACACAGCAGCAUAAUUGGAAAAAGCACUUUCUUUUCUGUGUUUUAUAUAUUAAUUUAUGAAAGAAUUGAUCUACAACUUGCAAACCAACAGAUUUCUAACUCUUCCAAAGAGGCACUAUUCUGCUUUUUGGGGGUUUCCCUAUCCUGUGUGUUGUAUAAGAAAAAUAAAGAGCUUUCUGCACAUUAAAGCAUAGAAACAUGUCACAGUAAAGCCACACAAAUAUUAAUAUUAACCUGAAAAAGAGCAGUAUAGCGCCCCUUUAAU
Messenger RNA from Gymnodraco acuticeps, 4521 nucleotides. It is a transcript of the gene usp43b, whose product is annotated as ubiquitin specific peptidase 43b. Gene Ontology annotation, molecular function: cysteine-type deubiquitinase activity. Gene Ontology annotation, biological process: protein deubiquitination. The transcript has 17 exons. NCBI's taxonomy places the organism in Eukaryota, Metazoa, Chordata, Actinopteri, Perciformes, Bathydraconidae. The coding region runs from base 269 to 3841 and encodes 1190 amino acids. The record is from RefSeq and is a predicted model, not a curated record.